This is a messenger RNA of Lobosporangium transversale, 918 nucleotides long. RefSeq lists its product as hypothetical. NCBI's taxonomy places the organism in Eukaryota, Fungi, Mortierellomycota, Mortierellomycetes, Mortierellales, Mortierellaceae. Gene Ontology annotation, biological process: ubiquitin-dependent protein catabolic process. The record is from RefSeq and is a predicted model, not a curated record. The coding region runs from base 1 to 918 and encodes 305 amino acids. Gene Ontology annotation, molecular function: ubiquitin protein ligase activity. The transcript is spliced from 4 exons. Gene Ontology annotation, cellular component: cytoplasm.
AUGGCACAAACACUGCCUUUAAAGUCGAUCAUGCCCUCUGCAUCUUAUGUAACGGCAGAACCAACAAUAACAAAUAUCGCACACUCAUCCGAUGCCAAUCAUGUGCCAACCUACAUUUCGACGCGAGAGUUCACCGUUGGCGGGUUAACAUUAUUGCUGAUCGCGCUCUGCUGUCUUGCCGCAAUGAUCACGCGCUUUCAACGACUAGAUCGACAAAAUGUCCUCGCAGUUGAUCAACAAAAAGCUCUCGUACUGAACCAGGGUAUUAUCAACAGAUUCUUCCCUAUCCGUAUUUAUCCCACUUCUACUCAGUAUUAUUUCAUGAGCACCAAAGAUGGUACUUUAGUUGUUGCAGAUUCAUCCAAUCCCGCAGAAUAUGUCCAAAAGUUGGAAGAAAUAGAAUCAGCUGCUUUUGAAAAGCAGCAUUAUCUAUCAUCAUCAGAUCAACAACAACAACAACAACAGCAACAACGACCCCAAAAUGCUGCCAUCAUGAGUUUAUCCCGACUUGGCCGUUUAUGGAGUCGUGACUCUUCACCUCUGGGCCGUACAUCAAGUUGUAACUCUUUUAAUUUUUGGGGGGAGGCUCCAGCUCGCAUGCCGGCGAUCACUACAAUGGCACUUCAGAGAACACCAAUGGUACGAUCUUCAAAUCCAUUCGUGAUCCCCAUCCAAACAAACGUGACAGUAGAUUGCCAGGUUGCUACAGAUCCUGAGACAGGAGAGAUCUGUUCAAUUUGUCUCUGCGACUAUGCCAUGGGCGAUCGGAUCCGAGUGCUUCCAUGCAGCCACGAGUAUCACCCCGAAUGCAUUGAUGUGUGGCUCUCCACCAAAUCAGUCUUUUGUCCGCUCUGUAAGCAUGAUCUACUGAGUGACAUCCUGCCCAUCUGCUCAGAUUUCCAAAUUCUCAAGAUCUAG